ACAUGCAUUUGUUUACUAUAACUUGCAUAGCGAACACGCUUCUAUCGAAAGCUCUUUGUAAAAUGUAUUUAAAAUAUAUUCUCACAUUGUGUCUCGUGCUAGUCGGUGUGAAUAGUGAAUGUGACAAUUAUUUGAAGUGUUUAGGUGAUUUCAUUAACAAUUUCUUUGGUAAAAUUAACAAUACGACAAAUAUUGAAAAUAAUGCAAAAAACUUUACCUAUUACGAAGUGAAGGACGUUAACGGUAGUGAAUUUACUAAAAUAAUAACGGAUAUUUCGUCUUUGUUAAAAAAUGAAAGUGACGGAGCAGUUACAUCGGAAUCGGUGUUAUCUAAAUCUUACAGUAAUAAUCAAACGCAUUUAAUAAUAAAAUUGUUUGAAUUCAAUGAUAAAUCAAUGGAGUUUGAAGCUGAUAAUGGGACUACAACAGAACCUGAAGACACCAUAGAUUCAGUGCAAGAGAUAACAAUAAACGUGAACAAAUCCCAUGUUUUAACAGUAACUGAAAAUGUUAUAAAGGAAGUUAACAAUAUGAUUGUUAAUGUAGAGAAUUUAGAAGAUAACGAAGUAUCAUUUGACGAGUCAUAUUUUAAUUUUGAUGACGAGAAUAAUACAGAUUAUCCUAAUAUAGAUUAUAUAGAAUUAUAUAAGGAUGCAACCAUUGAAUACAAUGUACUGAACGUUACUGUAGCACCCAAAGUGGACGACGUAUUUGAAAAUGAGAAGGAAAUUGAUAAUAUCAUUGAUUAUUCCUCAAACAUUCCCAACGAAGUUUCCAAUAUCUCCAAAGAUGAAGUCCACCCAAUUUGCCAUGGAAACAUAACGCAAGGCGUGUUCCCAUGGAUCGCUGCUAUUUUCGUUAAAAACACCACAAUUGAUAAUCAGUUUGAAUACUACUGUGACGGAGCGUUGCUGUCUGAGAGAGUGAUACUCACAGCGGGCCGCUGUGUAACUACUAAUUCUACCGUUGAUCCGGAAGACCUAAUAGUUAUUCUUGGAAAGAAAUCUUUACAUUCGACGAGCGAGAAUGAACAAGUUCACAGGGUAAAAUCUGUAAAUGUACACGAAAAUUAUACAGUUAAAGAUGGCGUCGCUGUAAAUGACUUGGCAAUGCUUGUAUUGGAAGAAUCGGCUGAUUUGAACAAGGACGUGGGGGCGGCUUGCAUGUUUGGAGAACAAGACAUCAUAAUUGAUUAUCAGAAAGCUGCGACUACUGCAUGGAGCCUUUCUGGGGAUUUAACGCCAAUAUAUUUUGAUAAAGAGAAAAGUAGAGCUUGUAACCAGAAGAAUAAAGUGGAAAAUACGUUUUGCUCUACUUACGGCGAUGACGUACCCCUAUGUCCCAGUUACGGAGGUCUGCAUGCGACAAAACAUACGGACGAGAAAUGGUACUUGCACGGUAUUCGAACCGGGGACCCGGCGGCGAAGCGAAUAUGUAUAAAGAGAGAUAUUACGUAUACUAGCGUGAUAAAUUUUGUUGAUUGGAUUCUCGAGAAUGUUCAGAGCAAUAAAAACUAAAUGCUGUUAUUUUGA
This is a messenger RNA of Galleria mellonella (greater wax moth), 1532 nucleotides long. Its product is annotated as tissue-type plasminogen activator-like. NCBI's taxonomy places the organism in Eukaryota, Metazoa, Arthropoda, Insecta, Lepidoptera, Pyralidae. The record is from RefSeq and is a predicted model, not a curated record. Gene Ontology annotation, molecular function: serine-type endopeptidase activity. The coding region runs from base 3 to 1517 and encodes 504 amino acids. Gene Ontology annotation, biological process: proteolysis. The transcript has 6 exons.